UUUCAACAUGACCAAUGAUAUCAAUGAUGUAUUUCAACCAGCUUUGACCAACUUUCGUGAUCUUGGUGUAUCUACUUACAAUGAAUUAGAGAAUACUUAGCAUGUUGACACGCUCGGCUACUUUGGAUAAUAUGACACAACAAGAAUUGGAUGACUUUAUUGCUGCAUACCACACAAAGACAAUACUUGACUUGCGAACGAGUUUGGAAGGUAAAGCAGGAUCAGCAGUAGACCAAUGUUUUCCCAAUAUUAAUACUUUGACCAAAUACGAAAGAUCAUCGUCACAAAAACUAUCACCAAGGCAAAAGAUAUGUGUCAACUUUGUCGGUUACAAUUUUAAACGAUAUUUUGUGUUUGCAGCAUGUACAUUUAUGAUCAAGAUUAAGUUGAUAUUGAUGAUUCUUUUUCGACAAGAACAAAAAGCAGCAUAUAUGAUAUCACGAUCUAUUUUGGAUCCUUUGGGCUUGGAAAUACUGUAUCAAAAGUUUGUCACCUAUUGUAGUACGGAAUUGCGCCAGGCAUUGAUGGUAUUUACGGAACCAACCAACUACCCGAUUCAUGUACAAUGCUCGAUUGGGAAGGAUAGGACGGGAUUGGUGAUCUUUUUAGUCUUAUCUAUAUGUGGUGUUCCCGAAGAUGUGAUUGUGCAGGAUUAUGCAAAGACCCAAGUUGGACUAAGACCUGUGUAUAAAGAACUCUUGGACGACAUACAACGAGCCGGAUUGUCGGAACAGUUUUUGGAUGCUUCACCAAAAGUAAGUGGAAUCAUAAAUAAAUAUCCGUUUCCUUUUUUUUUUUUGAAAGACUUUUACUGAUUUGUAUUUCUUUUUAUAUAUAUUAUCAUAGAAUCUUCGAGGUUUAAUCGAUUACAUCAAUAACAAUUAUGGAUCCAUUCAAAAUUACUUGAUUAGUGUAGUUGGAUUAGAUUUAGAAGCUCAAAAUAGUAUUAGAAAGAAUCUUUUGUUGUAAAGAUAUAUAUAUAGUAUAUGUGUGUGUGAAUAAAAAAAGAGGUACGAGGUCACGCUCAUCAAAAAAAAAAAGUCGUAUGUUUUAUUAUAUUAUUGGUCAAUGCUUGUUAUGG
This is a messenger RNA of Halteromyces radiatus, 1081 nucleotides long. Its product is annotated as protein-tyrosine phosphatase-like protein. The coding region runs from base 102 to 815 and encodes 237 amino acids. Gene Ontology annotation, molecular function: phosphoprotein phosphatase activity. The record is from RefSeq and is a predicted model, not a curated record. The transcript is spliced from 5 exons. NCBI's taxonomy places the organism in Eukaryota, Fungi, Mucoromycota, Mucoromycetes, Mucorales, Cunninghamellaceae.